This is a messenger RNA of Caenorhabditis elegans, 822 nucleotides long. RefSeq lists its product as uncharacterized. The transcript has 5 exons. The record is from RefSeq and is marked reviewed. The coding region runs from base 56 to 589 and encodes 177 amino acids. Lineage: Eukaryota; Metazoa; Nematoda; Chromadorea; Rhabditida; Rhabditidae.
UCGAUUUUCUCAUUUUUAGCUUCAUCUUCAUUUCAAAUAAUUUGAUUGCUAGGAAAUGUGCUUUCAAUUACAAGAAUAUUUAACUCCUGGCGUUGUUCUUAAAUUCCGACCAUAUCGAAAUGUAUUCAUUGGAAUAUCCAGCGUUGCAAUUUUUUUCGCAAUCUUAAUAAUCGUCGAGAAUAUUAUAUUUCUGUCCAUCGUCAGUAAACAAAGUAUCCCACUUCUUCUCAUCCCGUAUAUUCUCUCUUGGGUGCUGUUCUUUCUUGGAUUUUGCUUUGCUCGAUUCGCAUAUCUAAUUCAUUCGGGUCGUAAAAGCUGUGCAUCAGUGAUUCCUCUAUCCUCUCCGAUUGCUUGGGAGGAUAGUCGACCUGUGUCACCUGUGCCGCCUUCUCCGAUUGUUGAUGUUACAAUGGUAAUUCCACCAAUGAUUUAUCGAAAUUCACUUACUGUACCAACAAGCCCGUUCUUUAUCACUGAUAAUGGAAUCAGCACGUAUCGUGACGAGCCACCAUCAUACAAUGAAAUUGUGGAGCGUGGUGUAUCUCCGAUUCCAGCACAACCAGCCAAAGUUGCACUUCCAGACGUAUAAAAUCCUGUUAACUCGCAUAUAUUUUAUUCUGAAUCUCUCUCUCACCGAAUAAUUUAAAUUUUAACAUUUUGUAUCAAAUUUGUAUUCUUUUAAAUAUCUUGAGAUUAUUGUAUCUUUUAUGUGUCUUCUAAACUUCCUUCUGAUAAAUUACGAUGCAACAAUCUCCGAAAAUUGAAAAUUUUAACAUAAAAUAUAUUUCUCAAUUGAAUUUCAAUAUUCAAACAAAUUUAAUA